AGAAACAGGAAGAACACACGGACAGCAUGGGUCUGCUAAUUUAAAGAAGCUCCCACAUUGUCAACUGUCAGUAUAUGUUAGCAAAUAUUACGCUAUCAGGCUCCCCUGAUUCAGCUAGCAGGUUAAAAUGUUCCGAUGAUGGAGGAGAUCUCAGUUUGUACAAUAAACUGCCAAUAAAUUAGAGUCUAAAAUGUAUUAUUCUGCAAAAAUGCUGCCAGUCUCAACUGUCUGUGGAGGAAUAUACAGAGCUGCGAUUCGGGCACUUCAGACGAGAAACAUCCCUCUGUACCGCUGUCUACCCUUUGGAGAUGGAGUUUUGGCUGGACUUGUGGAUGCUGACACCAUCUUCGCUUUGUCAUCAGGUCAUGGCAGAUGUGGGGUGUCUGUGGUACGCAUCAGUGGUCCUGCUGCAACUACAGCAUUAAGAUGUAUGGUUGGGCUCAGAAAUCACCUGCCUCCUCCACGAACUGCCCUGUUACGUAGCAUCACAGACCCCCACUCUAAAGAAGUACUGGACCGUGGACUGGUCCUCUGGUUUCCAGCUCCUCAUAGUUUCACUGGAGAAGACAGUGUGGAGUUCCACAUCCAUGGUGGUCCUGCUGUCAUUACUGCUGUUUUACAAGCUCUAGGAAGCGUGCCUGGCAUGAGGCCUGCUGAUGCUGGGGAGUUCACGCGGAGGGCUUUCCACGCAGGGAAGCUCGAUUUAACCGAGGUGGAAGGACUCGGGGAUCUGAUCCAUGCAGAGACUGAGGCUCAGCGGAGACAAGCUCUCAGACAGAUGUCGGGACAACUGGGACGCCUCUAUCAGGACUGGAGCCAAAGACUGAAACGGAGUUUAGCCCAUGUCGAAGCCUUUAUAGACUUCAGCGAGGAUGAGCUUAUCGAGGAAGGAGUCUUAGACCAAGUGGACAUCUCAGUGUGUGACCUGCAAGCAGAGAUCAAGCAGCAUUUAAAGGAUGAGAGGCGAGGUGAGAGACUUCGCAGCGGAGUCCAUGUGGUGAUCGCUGGUGCCACCAACGCAGGGAAAAGCAGCCUUCUCAACACACUCUGCCAGAGACCUGCAGCAAUUGUUUCUCCCAUUGCCGGGACCACCAGAGACGUAGUGGAGACAGCACUGGAUAUUGGGGGCUUCCCUGUCCUGCUGAGUGACACCGCAGGCCUCAGAGACAGCCCAGACGUGGUGGAGCAGGAGGGGGUUCGUCGGGCUCGAGAGAGGGUGCAGCAGGCUGAUCUGACCCUGGUGGUGGUCGACUCCACCAUCCUCCCCUCUGAGGUACAGCAAGCUGCAGCGCUCCUGCUGGAGCACCUGAGGGGUGUCCUGUCCUCCCAGGAGCAGCCUGAAACAGGCAGGUGUCUCCUGGUGCUAAAUAAGACUGAUCUGCUACCUGAAGCUCAAAGAGAGCAGCUGACUCUGGGGCUGAGAGAGGUCUGUGGACUCCCACCUGUGUGCCUGAUCUCCUGUCAAACCAAUGAAGGACUGAUGGACUUCCUCACUGUGCUGCAAAGCAGUGUCAAAGCAAUGUGUGGUGACCCUCUCACUGGGGCACCCACCCUGACCCAGGCCCGCCACAGGUCCCACCUGCAGCAGUGUGUGAUGGCCCUUGCUCAGUACCGGCGAUACCGUGACUCUGACCUCGCUUUGGCAGCUGAGGGCGUCCGGUUAGCGCUCACCGGACUGGGAAGGAUCACCGGACGAGUCGGAGCAGAGGAGAUCUUGGAUAUCAUUUUCAAAGACUUCUGCAUUGGAAAAUAAAGAAGCAAGAGUGAAUACAUGAAGCACAGGUAAUCAUGGUCGGCUCAGAGAGGAAGGCUGUUUUCCCACAGAACCUGUUAAGUAAUUGGAACGGCCCGGGAAAAAUGCCAAAUAGUUGCCUCUGUGUUCUUGGCUACAGACUACCUCCGUUCCCAGGGCAAAAAUAUUUUUCUGUUGGCAUUUUUUUUAAUCCAGUUGAAAGAGUUUUAGGAUGAUCACAAUGCCUCGGGGGUCCAGCAUACUGAACAAGUGUUUGGCGCAGACUCAGUCAUCUAAAAUACUUUUCCAAGGCUAAACAUUGUCCGCUGGGGCUGCAACACAACAGCUCUCCAAGGUCGGCUGAGUGUGUGGAUGUUUACUUUUAUCAUUGAAACUGAUGUUUUUGUUGUUUUCUUGUUUUUACAGAAUUUCCUAAAUGUUUUGUAGCUUGUCUUAUGCUUGACAACUACAGAGGAGUCUCCAUGUUUGAAACAAAUACAGUGAUAAGAAAAUGUGUUUUCCUCCUUUCAGAUUUCUUGUUUUUACUUGUUUUUCACACUUAAAAGUUUCAGAUUAUCAAAUAACUUUUAAUAUCAGGUGUACGCAUACGCGGCCGUAAAAUUAGAGCUUUGUGCGGACAUCCGCUUGGAGUCCACUUCGAGGACGCGUGGACAUCCAUGGAGUCAAGUACGCCCAUGGCAGCCUUUAGGCUGCUCGACUCCAAGAAAGCAAAGUAUUGCUAUACAAUUUCUGAAAAUUUCAACAACUAUCUCGGCAUUUUCCUUUUUUUCAUUGUUUUUUUUUAUCACAAUGUCCCUGCCACUCUUUUAAAGCUUUAACAUCUUUACCUUAAAAAAUGUACACAAAGUGUGGGCAUAGAGGUCAUACAAAAUCUAUCUAACAGGCAAAAUAUACUACCGGCAUGCAUAAUUUGCAUGCAUGGCUCUUAUAUCCUACCAAAUGUUGCAUCCAAGCUGUCAUUUGUGAUUGCAAUAUUGCACACACUGACAUUGUGAUUUCCAUUUAAUAUAUAUGGCUGCUCUUGUGCAAAUAUUUGCUUUUGUCAAGUAAUUUUAUCUCUUGGAUCAUGCAGUUCAAGUAUUUUCCUUGUUAAAAAGAUCAAAUGCAAAUCUAAGUGUUUUACCUUGGUAGGUACAUGAUCUUCCUAAAAGGGUUGUAAGAUUUGAUUAAAUCAUUAAAACUCGUUACAUCUUUUUUUAUAUUUAUUUUACUGUACUCCAAUUUUACUGCUAUUCUGGGUCAUGGACAAUAAGGCAAUAUUCAGAGAGACCUUCUCUCUUGAGUGGGAAAAGGGCGGUUUUGGAAGUAAUGAUCUCUGCACCCUUUGUUCGCCUGUCAAUCUGGCCUUGAUCAAAUAUUUAUGUUUCCUUGUUGAACUCCUCACCCUUCUUCCCCCACUGGGUUUUUCUCUCCCAGUCUCUGACGACAUUCAGCCCAUUGCAGCCUGGCGUAACUGUUGUCUCUGCGUUUGUUUGACUCAGUCUGAGCUAGAUGACCCUUCCUCUUUCCGCUUUGCUCUGUCAACUCUCUGCUUCUCUUUCAUGGUUUCCCUGAUUAAUUACGAUGCUCAGGGAGUUUGAGCUAAAAGUGGGAUUUGCUGUCAUACUGAUUUGUGGUUAGAAAUUUUGGAGCUUUGUCCUAAAAUACUAAAGCCAGGUUAAAUACCUCCCUUGGAUAGCAAUGUUUAUCGUAACUGUAGAAAUCGGAUUCUUAUACAACCUUCUUAGUGAUCCGAGAAGUUUGCUUCUUUAUUGCAACCUUCCUUUAGGAAAUAUGCAUUUAGAUUUCCUGUCAGAUUUAGCUCUGGACUGUGGUUUGGCCAUUCUUAAACUUAAAUUUUUUUCUGAGAAAGACAUUGUUUUGUUCAUUUGGGUGUAUGCUUCUACCUAAAGUGAUGCAAAAAAUUUUAUCUCUCUGUCUUGCAGACAAAUAAAAUAUUUUUUUCCAAACUGA
Messenger RNA from Girardinichthys multiradiatus, 3706 nucleotides. RefSeq names its product GTP binding protein 3, mitochondrial (gene gtpbp3). Gene Ontology annotation, molecular function: GTP binding; GTPase activity; protein binding. Gene Ontology annotation, cellular component: cytoplasm; mitochondrion. Lineage: Eukaryota; Metazoa; Chordata; Actinopteri; Cyprinodontiformes; Goodeidae. The record is from RefSeq and is a predicted model, not a curated record. Gene Ontology annotation, biological process: tRNA wobble uridine modification; tRNA methylation. Bases 191 to 1753 code for a protein of 520 amino acids. The transcript has 11 exons.